AUGGGGCAUGAGUGGGAACCGAGUUUUCGUCUAGGUAUGUGUCCUUGGAUUGAUGUUGCAUAUUCGGCUCCUAUUGCGAUGACAAUCGUUGCUGAGCACAACAUCCUUAUGCACCCAUUUCACAUGUUAGGCGUAGCUGGUGUAUUCGGUGGCUCCCUAUUUAGUGCUAUGCAUGGUUCUUUGGUAACCUCUAGUUUGAUCGGGGAAACCACAAAAAAUGAAUCCGCUAAUGAAGCUUACAGAUUUGGUCAAGAGGUGGACAACAUGAUCUCCCUCAAGCCUAUUCCCUCUUGA
Messenger RNA from Dovyalis caffra, 294 nucleotides. Lineage: Eukaryota; Viridiplantae; Streptophyta; Magnoliopsida; Malpighiales; Salicaceae. The record is from the annotation of a GenBank genome assembly.